Anisakis simplex (herring worm) is the source of this 1839-nucleotide messenger RNA. Lineage: Eukaryota; Metazoa; Nematoda; Chromadorea; Rhabditida; Anisakidae. The record is from the annotation of a GenBank genome assembly.
AUGGAAUUGGUGAAGUCGAGAAGUUUCGAUUUGGCUGAGUUGGCAACAACUUUACUUGGAUUCAAUGGCACUGCAGCAGAGCUUUCCAUCGAAGGCGCUGAGUCGUUCUCGAAUUCUCGUCAAUUGAUCGAAGCAAUAAAUCGUUCGUGGUUGAAUAUUUGGCUGACAGUCUCUAUUAUCGUUGAGUUGAAUGCUUUGCCGUUAUUUGUGCAAAUUACGCAAACUGUUGGCGGUGUAUUGUCUCGAACACUGAUGGGUGGACGUGCGGAACGAAAUGAAUUCCUUUUAUUGCACGCAUUUCACAAGGCUGGUUAUGUGGCACCGAAUAAGUUCCAAUAUGAAUACCAUCAUCAUAAUCAGAAGAACAAGAAGAAAGAUACUGAGAAUAUAGAGAUGAAUGAAGACGAAACUGAAGAGAAAGGAGACGAGAAAACUAGUAAAAAGGCACAGUACACUGGAGGACUUGUACUAGAGCCCAAGAAAGGUCUGUAUGAUAAAUAUAUACUCCUACUGGAUUUCAACAGUCUGUAUCCGAGUAUCAUUCAAGAGUACAACAUUUGCUUUACAACAGUGGAUCAGUCGAAAAAGGAUGAUUCGGAGCUACCGGCACUACCGGAUGAUUCUGAAGAGGGAAUUUUGCCGAGGGAGAUUCGUGUUCUCGUCGAAAGACGUCGUGCGGUCAAGAAUCUGAUGAAAUCUGAAAAACUGAGCGAUCAUCUAAGACAACAGUACAAUAUUCGGCAAAUGGCGUUGAAAUUGACAGCGAAUAGUAUGUACGGAUGUCUUGGCUUUACGUAUUCACGUUUCUAUGCAAAACCUUUGGCGGCAUUAAUCACUUCACGAGGCAGAGAUAUUCUAAUGCAUACCAAGGAUUUGGUCGAGAAAGAUGGUUAUUCGGUUAUUUACGGUGACACGGAUUCGAUUAUGAUUAAUACGGGAUUGGACAAUUUGGAAGAGGCGAAGAAAUUGGGCAAUAAGUUGAAACGAAUGGUCAACAAAUGCCAUACAAAACUGGAACUAGACAUUGAUGGUCUCUAUCGGAAGUUGUUGCUGCUGAAAAAGAAGAAAUACGCUGGAUUGGCAGUGGAUUUGAAUAAUUGCGAUAAGAUGAAGAAGGAAAUGAAGGGGUUGGAUAUUGUGAGACGUGAUUGGUCGCUGCUUGCGAAAGACAUUGGAAAUGAAAUAGUAGAGAUGAUAUUAUCGAUGUCGUUGAAGCGUGAGGAGUUGGACACGUCCAUAUAUGACCGAUUGCGUUUCUUGCGGAAGGAAUUGGAUGACGAUGCGAUCGAUAUUGAGAAAUUUGAAAUAUUUAAACAGCUCACCCGUGAUCCAAAGGAAUACGCUGAUAUCAAGUCUCAACCACAUGCGGCUGUUGCGCAGAGACUGAACGAGAGUGGCAAAUUUCAUUUUCAUAAAGGCGAUACCGUGAAUUAUAUCAUUUGUGAGGAUGGAACGCAGAGUUCGUCCACACAACGUGCUUAUCAUCGUAGUGAAAUCGCAUCGAAUAAAAAUCUACAUAUUGAUAUUCAUUACUAUUUGGCCCAUCAAAUACAUCCGGUGGUGUGUCGUUUGUGUGAGCCAAUCGAAGAAAUCGAUGCAGUGGGCGUUGCGAACGCACUUGGUUACUUGCUUAUUCGAAUCGACUCGUCUGGAUAUCGCAUUCGUGCAAAAGCAGCGGAUAGUCAGGGCGAUGAGCAAGGCGAUGAAACGACCUUCGAAUGGAAGCACGACUUCUCGCAGUGUCAACCGUUCAAAUUCAAAUGUCCGCAUGCAGAAUGCCGGAAAGAAAUUGAGAUUACGAAAGCAAUUGAAGGAGAGGUUUGUCGUGUAAAUAUCUAA